Messenger RNA from Erpetoichthys calabaricus (reedfish), 3232 nucleotides. RefSeq lists its product as uncharacterized. The coding region runs from base 86 to 2836 and encodes 916 amino acids. Gene Ontology annotation, cellular component: nucleus. The record is from RefSeq and is a predicted model, not a curated record. The transcript has 7 exons. NCBI's taxonomy places the organism in Eukaryota, Metazoa, Chordata, Cladistia, Polypteriformes, Polypteridae. Gene Ontology annotation, molecular function: zinc ion binding; double-stranded DNA binding. Gene Ontology annotation, biological process: regulation of transcription by RNA polymerase II.
CGCCCGCCUUUACUUAGGAGCCAUUGUGUGUGUUACACAAAUUCCGGAGCAGUGUGUUGGAGCUGCAGCGGAUUUUUUUUUCGACAUGUCAGGGAAGACCUCAUCAAAGAAAAUAAUGCCUGAAAAUGACAUUCACGGUGAUGUGAUUGUCAAAGAAAAUGUGCGGAGAAAAGCAGAGGAAGCUCUUUCUGAGCCUGAAGCAAGCUCCCAGGGUGAAGCGAAAAGACACUGUGCUGGAAGCACUGAGCACUGUAAUAAUGCAGUAGACGAUCAGAUGACCGCAGACUGUAAGAUGGAGACAAACCGUGAGAAAUGCAAGUCCCCAUUAGCUCCUUUGAAAUGGGUUGUGGCAGAUGACAGAACCAUCAAAAUCAAGGAAGAAUUCCAAGUUCGGCCUGGAGAAACAUUGUCACAGUCAGUUGCAGGACAAGACAAAGUACUCCCCAUCCCUAUAAAAGAGGAAGCUUCUGAACAAGAGCUUGUCCAUGUGAAAGAGGAAAAAACUGAGAAUGAACCUCUCAGUCUCAAAAAUGAGGUUCAUGAAUUGUUGACUGGCAGUAUUAAACAAGAACUGACAGACCUAGUAUUCAGUGAGGACUCAGAAUUUGAAUUUCCACGGCAUGCUGAUGAUUCCUCAGAAUGUAUUGAUGAAGAGCAGCAGGGGGCAAGCUCAAGUUCCAUUCCUGAGGACCAAGUGUCAAGUGGUGGCUUGGCCGUCCUUUACAGCGAUGUGAAUUCAGAAGAGAACCCUACCAAUAUCAACAGAGUGGAUGAAAAUUCAUCUUCUAUGAUCUCAAAGAACACUUCCUUCCCCUGCCCUCAUUGUAAGACUUGCUUCACUGGUGAACACUAUCUUGAAAGGCACGUAAAGAAAACGCACAGAGAGCAGUACCUGGAGCUACUGCGUAACCGAACAGGUGGUGCUGCCAAGACAUCUGGUAAUGCAUCUUCCUCGGCUGUGUUUCUGAAACCAAAAGAAGUUUCCAAACUGGAUGCAAUUGUUGUACCCUCUUCAGAUCGUUCUUUGUCAAAAGGCAUCAUUGUGGACAGUGCACGCACAAAGAAGGUACUACGUAUUACUGCAAAAGACCGCAGCCUUGAGUUCAAAAACAAGCUGCAUGAAGAUGGUGGCAAGCUUUUUUGUACAUGCUGUAGUGUAGUUCUUGAUCACACUCGCCGCUCUGUCAUCAUUGAUCAUUUGAAAUCACAGGGACACAUUAAGAGGGAAAAGCAGGCACAGGAAGAUGACCGCUUCAGGAAGAAACAACGAACUCUGACCACAACAUUUCAGCAGAUUGGGCCUGGGCACUCUGUGGGAAGCAGAGAUGUGGCCAGGGAUUUAUUUAUAUCUUUUUUGGAAGCUGGAAUUCCAUUGGAGAAGGCAGAUCACCCAUCAAUUCGAAAUUUUCUGUUGACACAUGUAAACAAUGGCACUUCUAUCCCAGGGGCAGAUGGGCUGCGUAGAAAAUACAUUUUAGAGAUGUACAAUGAAAAGAAAAAUACAAUAAGGCUAAAGCUUCACAAAAAGAAACUGGCUAUUAUUGUAGAAGAAGCUAGCGACAUCGAUGAGCGGAAAGUUCUCAGCAUCUUGGCUGCACCAAUGGAGAGAGAUGGUCAAGGUCACCUCCAGCCGUAUUUACUUGAAACAAAAUUUUGGUCAACUAUUUCACACAGCUCUGUAGCACAAUCAGUGGUACAAAUAUUGUCCCAGUAUGACAUAGAUUUUGAUGAUGUCCACAUUUUGGAUACAGACAAUACUACAUAUAUGAGGAGAAGUUACAGCUGCGUACUGAAAGGGCUUCUGACAAACUGCAUUCAUGUCACACGUCUGGAACACAUAGUGGAGCUUGUGACAUCUGCUUUCCAGAAGCCAUUUUGGCUGGCCCGCCAAUAUGUGGAACUCUUUCAAAAGUUGUUUGCAUUGCCAGGGGGAAUAAAGUCUCGCUACCUGCAGUGCCUGCGUGAAGAUAACCCUUCAAAUAUUGCCACAAUUCCCCCACAAGUGCGCCAGUCUGAAUGCAGUUCAUUCCUUGCUGCUGCUAAGUACCACAGUGAGCACUUUGACAUUCAGCAGCAGUUUGUUGAGAAAGAAAUGGAGCAAAUGAAAACUCCAUGUCACACACUUCAAAGUCUUAAGGAGAUGCUUGAUGAUGAGGGAUGCCUUCUGCGACUGCAGCUAAGUUUUAUCUCAGAAAAAUUAGAAAAUAUUGCAAACCUACUUGGUCGCUUCAAGCUGCAUGUACCUGUUGCAACGGAAGUAGUGGACACCUUGGAUGAACUGCGUGCAUACCUGGAGUCGCAGCUUCCAGUAGAAACAGAAAGCUGGGAAGAGCCUGGUAUCUCUAGGGCACUUGAAGCUGAACUUUCCCAACUCUUCCGAGAUGCCUUCCAGGAAGCCAGUUGCCAGCUUGCUCAUUAUAUUAUGGAAGAUGGGCAACCCGGUUAUGAGUUCCUAAAGGCAGUGAGAAUCUUUGCUCCAGCAAAAGCUCACUUUCUAUCACAGAGAAGAGAAGACUACAAUGUGAUUCCUGGCUGGGACAGCAUUCCAGAUGAGGAGUUUGAGAUGUACAAACAGAUCCUGGUAUGUGGUUCUACAGGGGAGGCUGACCUGCAAGCUUUCUGGACACAUGCAUCUUCCCGGAUACCAGCACUUGCCUCUCUUGCGCUGAGCUGGGUAAACAGUGUUGCUAACUGGGCUGAUACAGACCGCAGCCUUGGGCUGGAAAAGCUUAUACGGUGCAAAAGACAGAGUGGUGUUGAUGAGGAGGAACUGCAGAAGCUGACCAUGCUGUUUUACAACAGCGACGAAACCACAAAUUUCUCUUCAGACUGGUGACAGGAUUCCAUAAGGACAGCUGAACUAUUUACUAUUCCACUUUUUUCCUCUUUGUGAAGCCCAUAUUAGUUUUUAUUUGGCCUAACUAACUGCAUUUGGUUGUGGGGGGUAUACGUUUCUCUUAUUUUCUUAUAGUUUGUAUUCUGUAACAAAAUGGAAAGUGAUUUACUGACAUGAAGAAAACGUACACAGACUUCAAUGAGCCAAUAAAUGUGCAAAAUAAGUGUGUGUAUAUAUACAGUGGGUAUAGAAAAGAAUUGCCCCCUUUGAAAUAUUCCCAUUUUUUUGCUUUACAGCCUUAAAUGAAAACACACACAAAAAAUAUUUCUUCCCAACUUUACUUACUCAGUGCAACCUAUAACAUCCAAGUGAAAGAUAUCACAGCUACAGUUCAGA